Symbiodinium pilosum is the source of this 603-nucleotide messenger RNA. NCBI's taxonomy places the organism in Eukaryota, Dinophyceae, Suessiales, Symbiodiniaceae. The record is from the annotation of a GenBank genome assembly.
GAUCUUCAUUAUAUCCAGGUGCCGUACAAAAAGGAUCCUGAUGGUGGGUCUCACAGAAACAACUGGGAGUAUCGUGACGUACCGAUAUAUUGGCCGCACGAAGUUCUCAAGUUCAUAUUUGAUGAGGUUGGUGUAGCUGUCCCACUGACUGAGCUACGGAAAUAUUGGGAGAAUGCUCGGGAGCAUGGUCUACCUUGGGCAAAAGAUUCGGCAGAUGACGCGCAGCCUCGAAUCCCAAUCAAGCUUUUUGGGGAUGACGCUACCUACAACCAGCAGGGCGACAAAUUCUUGGGCUUCAUUAUAAGCUGUCCACUGUGGCGACCUAACUCAGGGCGCAACUCUAGGUGGCCUGUGGCUGUGAUUUCCUUGUACAAUAGCCUGGGCUACCCAACACUGCACCCCGUCCUACGGAACCUGGUCUGGUCUUUGAAUGUUGCGUUUGACGUGCCACUACCGCGUACAGGGCAUGUCUUUCAGGUCACCGAGCUGGGUGGCGACUGGAAGAACACCACAGACUUCAUUAGCAGUGUGGUGGAUGAAAACUGGUCUGACUUGCAGGUGGCUGAGAUGUACAAGACUGGCAAGGGCUUUCUGCGUUCGCAU